AAAGUGUGGUUGGUGAAAGGAAAAGGAAUUAAGGAAGUAAGUAGUAACUAGGAGAAUUGCAUACACAUAGUUAGUUGUCUGUCUCUGUUUCUCCGUCGCGGCAAUUGAAGCACUCUGCAACUUCCAUCACAUGGCAGCAACAUCAGGGAAGAUUGUUCAAAAUGUUUUUAUGUCACAGUUCGCUUCACAGUCACAGGGUCGAAGGGACUGUUAUUUUGCCCCUUAUCCCCUUCCCUCUCCGCUAGGGAAGUUGGCAUGGACUGCCUCUUCCAUGCAAUUCCGCACUUUAUUCAAACCACAGAAUCAUUUUAUUAUCCAGAGAUAUUUUCACUGCAAUGGUCUGUUCUAGACUCUCAUUAUACAGCUUCUGCAUCUGCUACUGCAGUGCCAUAUCUAGACAAGACAGAUUUUCUAAAGCUUCAAAAUGGCAGUGACAUACGUGGUGUGGCUGUUGAUGGGGUUGAGGGAGAGCCAGUUAACCUCACUGAACCUGUUGCUGAAGCAAUAGGAGCUGCUUUUGCUGCAUGGUUAGUGGAGAAAAAGAAAGCUGAUGCUUCUCAGCAUUUGAGAGUUUCUAUCGGCCAUGAUUCCCGAAUAUCAGCCAAAUUAUUACAGAAUGCAAUUUCUCGAGGUCUUGCUGGUGCUGGCCUAGAGGUUGUCCAGUAUGGAUUAGCAUCAACUCCAGCCAUGUUCAAUAGCACACUCACAAAGGAUGAAGCUUUUUUAUGUCCUGCUGACGGAUCUAUUAUGAUAACAGCAAGUCAUCUGCCUUUCAACAGGAAUGGAUUCAAAUUUUUCACAAAUGCUGGUGGGCUUGGGAAGGCUGACAUCAAAGAUAUCUUAGAGCGAGCUGCAAACAUAUACAAUCAAUUUACAACAGAAAGUUUGACGAAUUCAGAGAGAAAAGCUUCAUUAUCUAUUAAGAAAGUUGACUACAUGAUUGUUUAUACAUCUGAUCUAGUAAAAGCGGUUCGCAAAGCAGCUGGAAACAUAGAGAAACCGCUGGAGGGAUUCCAUAUAGUUGUUGAUGCAGGCAAUGGAGCAGGAGGCUUUUUUGCAGCAAAGGUUCUGGAACCUCUGGGGGCAAUAACUUCUGGUAGUCAAUUUUUGGAGCCUGAUGGCUUGUUUCCAAAUCAUAUUCCAAAUCCUGAGGACAAGACAGCAAUGAAAGCCAUAACCCAAGCUGUCCUUGAUAACAAAGCUGAUCUUGGAAUUAUCUUCGAUACUGAUGUGGACAGAUCUGCUGCUGUGGAUUUCACUGGCCGAGAAUUCAACAGGAAUCGUUUGAUUGCCUUAAUGGCAGCUAUUGUUCUUGAGGAACAUCCUGGAACAACUAUUGUCACAGAUAGUGUGACUUCUGAUGGGCUUACCACCUUUAUAGAGAAGAAACUUGGUGGAAGACACCAUCGGUUCAAAAGAGGCUACAAAAAUGUGAUUGAUGAAGCUAUUCGUUUGAAUUCUAUUGGCGAGGAGUCGCAUUUGGCAAUUGAAACCAGUGGACAUGGAGCUCUCAAGGAGAAUCAUUGGCUUGAUGAUGGUGCAUACCUAAUGGUCAAGAUCUUAAAUAAACUUGCUUCUGCUAGAGCUUCUGGAAAGGGUGGUGGAAGCAAGGUUUUGACUGAUUUAAUAGAAGGACUUCAGGAACCAGCUCUUUCUGUAGAACUGAGAUUAAAGAUAAGCCAAAACCAUCCAGAUCUUAAAGGAGGAUCUUUUCGGGAAUAUGGAGAAGCUGUGCUGAAACAAUUGGAGAACUCAAUUGGCUCUGAUCCUAGUCUGCACAAGGCUCCUGUGAACUAUGAAGGGGUUCGAGUUUCUGGCUAUGGUGGAUGGUUCCUUCUUAGAUUAUCACUUCACGACCCUGUUCUUCCCCUUAACAUUGAGGCACCUAGUAAUGACGAUGCUGUGAAGCUUGGACUUGCCGUGCUUGCAGCGGUAAAGGAGUUUGCAGGUUUAGACAUAUCAGCGUUGAACAAGUUUGUAGGAGCAUCAUAAUUUGAUGCUUCAUACGAGAAUUGAGUUGGGUGCUGGAAUUGCUUUGCUUCUAUUUUUUCAUUAUACUGAGAUUCUCUAUACGUGCAUCAGCGGCAACAGAGGUUGAAUUAAAGAUUUAACUCCAUAUGGGUGUCAGGAGUAUGGUCUGUUGUGGAUUAGAAAUAUCAGAUAUCUCUAUGAAAGAAUUUUAUGACACAUCACAUUUUGAUAUUACUGUCAUCUGGAUCUAUGAUGUAAUUUUGUUGUGCUUUCCAUAUAAAAUUAUUGAGGUUUCUGAUAU
This is a messenger RNA of Cajanus cajan (pigeon pea), 2272 nucleotides long. RefSeq names its product phosphoglucosamine mutase family protein. Gene Ontology annotation, cellular component: chloroplast stroma. The record is from RefSeq and is a predicted model, not a curated record. NCBI's taxonomy places the organism in Eukaryota, Viridiplantae, Streptophyta, Magnoliopsida, Fabales, Fabaceae. Gene Ontology annotation, molecular function: phosphomannomutase activity. Gene Ontology annotation, biological process: carbohydrate metabolic process.